Molecule: messenger RNA, 1827 nt
Organism: Fusarium vanettenii 77-13-4
Lineage: Eukaryota; Fungi; Ascomycota; Sordariomycetes; Hypocreales; Nectriaceae
Exons: 5
Coding region: 1-1827 (608 amino acids)
Biological process (GO): branched-chain amino acid biosynthetic process
Cellular component (GO): mitochondrion
Molecular function (GO): dihydroxy-acid dehydratase activity
Source: RefSeq, a predicted model, not a curated record
AUGGCGGACAAGAAAGCUACCGACGUCAGCCCCGUCCCCACUCACGAUCCUAAACAGUCCACCGACUACAUCCCCUUCCCUUGCUUGCCUCCCGGAGGACCUCUCAACCGCUGGUCUACAAAGGUCACUCGCGAGCAUGACUACCCCGGAGCUCAGGCCAUGCUCUACGGAGCCGGCGUCCCCAACAAGGACAAGAUGAAGAACGCGCCCCAGGUCGGCAUCGCGACCGUCUGGUGGCAGGGCAACCCUUGCAAUACUCAUCUUCUUGACCUCGGUCAGAUCGUCAAGACGGCCGUGGAGAGGGAGGGCAUGCUCGGAUGGCAAUUCAACACCAUCGGCGUGUCAGACGCCAUCACCAUGGGCGGUGAAGGCAUGCGCUUCUCCCUCCAGACGCGUGAGAUCAUCGCCGACUCGAUCGAGUCCGUCACAUGCGCUCAGCAUCACGAUGCCAACAUCUCCAUUCCCGGCUGUGACAAGAACAUGCCCGGAACCGUCAUGGCCGCUGCCCGCCACAACCGACCCUUCAUCAUGAUCUACGGCGGCACCAUCCGCAAGGGUCACUCUAACCUCCUCGAGAAGCCCAUCAACAUCAGUACCUGCUACGAAGCUCAGGGUGCCUUUACCUAUGGCCGUCUUCAUGCAAAGACAGACCCCGGCGCUCCCGGCCGUACCAGCUCUGAUGUUAUGGAUGAUAUUGAGCAGCACUCUUGUCCUGGAGCUGGUGCCUGUGGUGGUAUGUACACGGCAAACACCAUGGCUACCGCUAUAGAGGCCAUGGGUCUUACGCUACCCGGAUCAUCUUCGUAUCCCGCAGAGUCUCCUGAGAAGCGACGUGAAUGUGAGCGUGCUGCUCAGGUUAUUCGAACCACCAUGGAGAAGGAUCUCCGACCCCGCGACAUCAUGACUCGAGCAUCGUUUGAAAACGCCCUCGUGCUGACCAUGAUCCUCGGCGGUUCUACCAACGGUGUGCUUCACUUCCUCGCCAUGGCCAACACUGCCGGUGUGCCCCUGACUCUCGACGAUGUCCAGCGCGCUAGUGACCGCACCCCUUUCCUCGCAGACCUCGCCCCUAGCGGAAAGUACUACAUGGAGGAUCUUUACAACGUGGGUGGUACACCCUCCGUCAUCAAGAUGCUCGUCGCCCGUGGUGUCCUCGAUGGAAGCAUCAUGACCAUCACCGGCAAGACCCUCGCGGAGAACGUCGCCGACUGGCCUAGCCUGGACCCCGGCCAAGACAUCAUCCGUCCUCUCGAGGACCCCAUCAAGGCCACUGGCCACAUCCGUAUCCUCCGUGGUAACUUUGCCCCCGGCGGUGCAGUCGCCAAGAUCACGGGCAAGGAAGGACUCUCCUUCACCGGCAAAGCGCGUGUCUUUGAUAGUGAAAAGGAGCUCUCUGCCGCUCUGGCAAACAGCGAGAUCACACGUGAAGACGGAAACCUGGUAGUCAUUGUGCGGUACGAGGGACCAAAGGGCGGUCCUGGUAUGCCUGAGCAGCUCAAGGCUUCUGCAGCCAUCAUGGGCGCCGGCCUAUCCAACCUUGCUCUCGUGACGGACGGACGAUACAGCGGAGCCUCCCACGGCUUCAUCGUGGGUCACGUUGUACCCGAAGCCAUGGUCGGAGGACCUAUCGCUCUCGUCAAGAACGGCGACGUCAUCACCAUCGACGCUGUGCGAAACCGCAUCGACGUUGACAUUACCGACGCCGAGAUGGAGAAGCGGAGGAGCGAGUGGAAGGCACCCGAGCCGAGAGUCAGAAGAGGUGUCUUGGCCAAGUAUGCCAAGUUGGUUGGAGACGCCAGUCACGGCGCUGUUACUGAUCAGUGGUAA